UAAAACAACAAUCUAAGAAAGUUUCUUUAACAAAAAAGCAUCAACAAUCACAUCUACAAACAAAAUCUUCAAUGACAGUGAUGGAAAAGUUGAAAUAUAAUGAAUGCAAACUACUACUUGUAGAGCAGAAAGAAAAAUUAAGAGAGUUGCAAAUAGCUAAUGCUAUUAAAAAGCAAGAAUAUGAUCUUGUAAAAUAA
This is a messenger RNA of Cetraspora pellucida, 197 nucleotides long. The record is from the annotation of a GenBank genome assembly. NCBI's taxonomy places the organism in Eukaryota, Fungi, Glomeromycota, Glomeromycetes, Diversisporales, Gigasporaceae.